AUGGUCUGGUGUCUGACAUACCGUCGUAGGCUUUCCUACAAUACAGCCUCUAACAAAACUAGACUGUCCCAAACCCCUGGUAAUAGAAUAGUUUCCCUUUAUACCAAGAAGGUUGGGAAAGCACCAAAAUCUUCAUGUGGCGUGUGUCCAGACAGAUUUCAAGGGUUUUGUGCUGUGAGACCUAAAGUUCUUAUGAGGUUGUCUAAAAUGAAAAAACAUGUCAGCAGGGCCUGUGGUGGCUCCAUGUGUGCCAAAUGUGUCCAUGACAGGAUCAAGCAUACUUUCCUUAUUGAUGAGCAGAAAAUGGUUGUGAAAGUGUUGAAAGCACAAGCACGGAGUCAGAAAGCUAAAUUUAAAAAAUGA
Cynocephalus volans (Philippine flying lemur) is the source of this 363-nucleotide messenger RNA. RefSeq names its product large ribosomal subunit protein eL34-like. Gene Ontology annotation, cellular component: cytosolic large ribosomal subunit; ribosome. The transcript has a single exon. Gene Ontology annotation, biological process: translation. NCBI's taxonomy places the organism in Eukaryota, Metazoa, Chordata, Mammalia, Dermoptera, Cynocephalidae. The coding region runs from base 1 to 363 and encodes 120 amino acids. Gene Ontology annotation, molecular function: structural constituent of ribosome. The record is from RefSeq and is a predicted model, not a curated record.